Laccaria bicolor S238N-H82 is the source of this 483-nucleotide messenger RNA. RefSeq lists its product as uncharacterized. NCBI's taxonomy places the organism in Eukaryota, Fungi, Basidiomycota, Agaricomycetes, Agaricales, Hydnangiaceae. The record is from RefSeq and is a predicted model, not a curated record. The coding region runs from base 1 to 483 and encodes 160 amino acids. Gene Ontology annotation, molecular function: protein serine/threonine phosphatase inhibitor activity; protein phosphatase 1 binding. Gene Ontology annotation, cellular component: nucleus. The transcript has 2 exons.
AUGAGUUACACAUCCACCCAUCUCCUACCUUCAACUUCAGGCUCAACGGCAUCGCAAACGGAUGGCUCUCGAACACUCACGAUCACCAGCGAUCCCAUAGGCGAACACGACGGGGACGACCAGCGACAAGUGGUGGGAACCCUCAAGUUGCGGGGGGCACAUACCAAGAAGACGCAGAGAAAAGCCACAGUAGCUUGGGGCGAGGAGGUGGUGGAUAACGAGGGAUGCGGGAGAAAGAAGUCUAAGAUUUGCUGUAUUUACCACAAGCCGCGAAGAUUCGACGAGUCUUCAGACGAAUCUGACUCUGAUAGUGAUAUGUCAGAUUCGGGACAUGCUGGGCAUGGUCACGAUCGUCGAGGCUCCUCUGCCACUGGUGCUGCGUUCCCUUCAGCUGCGGGCUCAACCGCUGAAGUUGUGGACACUUUCAAAGACAGAGAAUCCAACGCAUACGAGUCGGUCCCUAGUCAUCAUAAACAUUCGUAA